This is a messenger RNA of Micromonas commoda, 1116 nucleotides long. RefSeq lists its product with no specific name. The transcript has a single exon. Gene Ontology annotation, cellular component: cytoplasm. Gene Ontology annotation, biological process: protein depalmitoylation. Lineage: Eukaryota; Viridiplantae; Chlorophyta; Mamiellophyceae; Mamiellales; Mamiellaceae. The coding region runs from base 1 to 1116 and encodes 371 amino acids. Gene Ontology annotation, molecular function: carboxylic ester hydrolase activity; palmitoyl-(protein) hydrolase activity. The record is from RefSeq and is a predicted model, not a curated record.
AUGGAGCUGAGGGUGAGAUGGCUCGUCGCCGCGCUCCUGCUGGCGGCGGUCACCGCGUGCGACGCGGCGCGGCAUCAUCCGGAACACUUCGGCAGCGGCACCUCCGCAGCCGCGGGGAUCGGCAGGUCGUCGCAUUUCCCGGCGCGGGCGCCGCCGAUCGAGAUCGCCCCCAAGGACGGCGACGUCGACGGCGUGGUCAUAUUCGUGCACGGCCUGGGCGGCUCGCCCGAUAAGUACACGUGGCUCGCGAACGACCCGAACGUGUGGUACGGGCGCCCCGGCAUCAAGUGGAUCUUCCCGUGGUCCCCCGAACUCGACGUCACCGUGACCAAGCAGCGCGAGCCCGCGUGGUACGACAUGAACGACUUCAACAUCGGCAGCCUGACGGACGACCGGUCGCACAUCCUCGCCGCGGCGAGGUACAUCGAGAGCAUCAUCGACGCGCAGGUCAAUGAGCACGGCAUCGACCCGAGGCGCAUCGUCGUCGGGGGAUUCAGCCAAGGGGGCGCCGUCGCGCUCACCGCGUCGCUGCGAUAUCCGAAGCGACUCGGCGGCAUCCUCGCGCUGUCAACGUACCUGCCCCUGAGAGGUGAUUACCCAGAGGAGAUGAACGCGCACCAGCGGUGGACGCCGCUGUUCCAGGCGCACGGCAAGGACGACCGGGUGCUCCCGAUGGAGUACUACUUCGCCACUCGCGCCAAGCUGAGCAAGUUGGGCUUCCGUAAUCGGUGGGACUACCUCUACCCCGGACUGGGGCACGACAAGUGCCGGGAGGAGACGCUGGAUAUGUACACGUUUCUGGACGACGUCUUCGGAGACAAGUACGACGAUCUGGACGAGGGGAACUGGGCCGGCGGGCCGGUCGACCUGGGCCUGGUGGAGACGAAGAAGGAGACAAAGGAGGAGACGAAGAAGGAGGAGACUAACAUCAAGGCGGCAAAGGCGCGCGGGAAGGAGGCCAAGCUGCCGGUGGUUCAGCGGGGCGGGGCGUGGAACGAUCCGAAGCAGCAGGUUCAGCGACGGCUGCGGGACAUGGUGUUCAGGGCCAACGCGCUGUUGGGGCGUGAGCGGGAGGCGUUGGAAGCGGCCGAGAGGCCUCGACCCUCGUUUUAUUGA